Messenger RNA from Lymnaea stagnalis (great pond snail), 25781 nucleotides. Lineage: Eukaryota; Metazoa; Mollusca; Gastropoda; Lymnaeidae. The record is from the annotation of a GenBank genome assembly.
GGAUCCUAUCGGCAAAAUGAAUCUCAUCAGAGUAUAGGAUCCCACAGGGAAACUGGAUCCACAGAGAACAGGAUCUCUAAAGGGAUCGGGAUCCCACCUGGAAAUGGGACCCACCGGUAUCGGGAUCCCACCGGGAUUGAAAUCCGACCAGGAUUGGGAUACAGACGAGAUCGGUAACAUACCGUGAUCGGAAUAUCGACUGGUUUAGGAAUCCACCAUAAUCGGGAUCCAACCAGGAUCUGGAUCCAAAUGGGAUCUGGAUCCAAACAGGGUAGGGAUCCCUCUGGAUACCGGUAUACCAUCAGAAACAGGAUCCCAUCGGGAAACGGAUUCCAAUUGGAAUCCCUCCGGGAUCGGGAUCCCAAAGGUUUACAAAAGUUAUUAUAAAUUUGUUUUUAUAGAGACAGAUUAUUUUUUUUAAUAGGGGUGUUGUUUGUUUUUAAAUGGCACUUACUUUUAAUUUUAAUUAAAAGGUGUAGAAAUUUUUUUUUCUGAAUGCAAACCAGAGAAACACCAGGUAUAUUAGCUAGUAUUUAAAGAUAAUUUAUUUUAGUAACUUGCAAUGAAAAUUUAUCUUUAUUGUUUAAAUUCCUAAUUUCAGCCAUGCUGUCAUAUAAUCGUGGAGAUGAGACUAUAAUCUGUCCCUACGAUGAGACGCACUCCAUCCAAAAAAAGUCUUUUCAAGCCCAUAUCAUUAAAUGCAGAGAGGUAACUGUUAAAUUAAGCUUUCCAAGAAUUAAAUCAGACUUUAACCUUACUUUCAUGACAAUGGGUAGUCAUAUAAGAAAUGUCAUGAUAUAAAGCUUUAUUUAAUUUAUAAAAAAUCCUUAGAUUCUGUGAAAUUCAUUCUUAUUUUAAAUUCUAAUUUCUGUGCAAAGUUAAAAUGUCCUUCAAAAUUGUCUUGUUUGAGGAGUAAGGGUGAAGAGCAAAUCAGGGCGGUGAAACAGCAACCAGCCCUAGACUACCAUGAUGCGGGUGCCUGUGGGUGGCCUUGCUGGUCUUUGCCCCAGACCAGACACUACCAGGAUGGAGAAAGGGGAUCUAUACCGUGAACAAGUGCACAGUUUUUCAUACUAGAAAAUGCCUGUUAAAGUAAUAAGAGGCAAAUCAUUACAAAAGCUAGAAACAAAAAAACAUGUUAAGGAAAAGGAAAGUGAUGGGUUCAUACGAGUGGGAAGUUCCCAGUUCGAAGAUGGGUUGCUUGGCUGCAACAUCCUUAGGAGAAACUGUUGGGAGUGGCUGCUGCAAUGGCAGGAGCUUUUCCUUAGAAUAAGCUAUGUGUGCCCUGCUGGGUGGGUCUUUACCCGCCCUAUUUGCACAUUCAUUCACCAGGUUGCAUAGGGUGCUGUAUGCUAGAUUAUCACAUGGCUGCAAAAUUAGUUUACGGAAAGCCCUCUGGCCCGGGUCCCUUUUUAAUGGUGUACAAAGUUUGGGGUCCUGUCAGUGGACGCCAUUCUUAGUAAGUCGCAGUUCAAGAGUUAUUCACUCAUUAACGAUUUAUGCAAUUCUAAGCCUUGAUGGUGGAGUAAACUGUUGUAUUAGCAAAGUGAACUUGCAACAUUCAACAUAAUUAUUGACCAGAUCUGCUGACCUGUCUAUAAAUGUUGCAGGUCUCAUUAGUGCAAAAUCUUCUUUUCUAUUGCAUAUUUUAACAUCAUUCUGAAAGUGACCCAGUAAAUUUAUUGUUUAAAGUGUUCCAGUAAAAUAACCAUUCACAGGAAAUUAUUUUUUAAAUGAAAAUCAUCCUGUUAAGAGUGUCCCAACUACUUAUUUCUUUCUCCUUGCUACCUUCUGGCACCCUAAAACAUUCUGUAGUAUCCCUGAAGUGAACGCAAUACUUGAUUUAAAAAAUAAAUAAUAUAUUACUACACUCAAAAUGAUUGAUAUGACUUUAAUAUAAUUUUUAAUGUGUUUUAAAUCUAAUGAUUGAUAAGUUUUAAGUUCAUAUUGACAGACAAUGGAAUCACAACAUGCAGUUUAUAUAAUUCUGAAACAGUUCUGAGUGAGAUUUCAAGAAUUAAUUGUAAUGUUAGCUAAAUCAGUGGCAUUACUUUUUUUGUACAUGUUUUUAUGUGUUUUGUUUAUUUGUGUGUUCUUGCGCAUUGUUUAUUAUGUAGGGUGUUUAAAUACACAACUGUAAAAAAAUAUUUUUUAACCUGGAACUAAAUUUUCUGGUUUAUUUCCUCUUUCUCAGGCCCAUCAAGGAAAAGUGAAAAUGGUGGUAUGCAAAUUUGAUAAAACUCAUGUUGUUCCUAAGCCUGAACUAAAGCACCACAUGAAAGAUUGCCCCAGCAGAAGUGUGCUAGAUAGAGACAUGCAGUGUAAGUAAGGGUUAUUAUACAUAUAUAAAUUGUAAGCAUGCAUUAGACUAAAAGUAUGCUGUGUAAAGUAAAGGAUACACUUUGUUAGUAAGGGUUAGCUAACUGCAUGCAUUGUAAAGUAAAGGGUAGCUAGAGACAUAUGCACAUUGUAAGUAAGCGUUAGCUAAAAGCAUGCAGUGUAAUUAAUGGAAAUUACAGAUGAACACAUCUCACCAUUUCUUCAUUGCAGUAGACAAAGGUAGACAAAAUUAAAUUCUGAUCCCUCAAUGUCCUGUGAUCACUAAGUUGAAAAUGAAAUUUAGAGACAAAAUGGCAUAUAAAGAAAUAUGAAUUUUUUUUAAAUAAUUACCUUGAAGUGGCUCAGUGUGGUACACAUGUGGCUAAGUCUGGUACCAAUUGGGCUCAGUGUGGUAUCCAUUAUAAUAGAUUGCUGAGUUCUUACAUGCAAACCCUUUGUGAAAUCAUUUAUUGAAGUUGGCAUGAAUAGUGUCUGUCUGUCUGAUUAUUUCUUGCAGUCAGCCUCUCAGAAGUCAUUUUCAGUCAACUUCCCUGUGUCUUGUAGAUCUGUGAUUUGAGAAAUCAUUUUACAAUGCAAGAAUUCUUAUUCUUUACAAAUUUGUCAGAUCCUUAAAAUACCUGUCGGUUACAACUGUCAAAAUUUAUGAAAGUUGGGGAAAAUUUAGUUUAAGGCCAUCCAUAUUUGAUAUUUUUUUUUACUAACACAACACUCCCCCCAAUUUUCUCACUGUCACAAAUUUGUCAAAGAAACUUAGACAACUUCAUCACACAUUAUCACUAAUAUGUGACACCCCACCCCCCCCACCCCAACCCCAACCCCCACCCCCCCGCAUGACAUUGUUUGGUGAAGGCCCCUUAUUCAAACUAAAAAAAUUUGCCCUAUCACUAAUUUUUAUCUGAUCAAUUUUUUAUUCUGUUCUUUAUUUAAUUAAUGACUCAUUCAGGUCGGGCCAGUAUAGGAAACGCUCUUACAGGCGACAUCAAGGGACCUGCGAUAAAGGGUAGUCACUCUGCUGAGAUUGAUGAGGACUGGGACUCGGGUAAGUUGCUGUCAUUAGAGAGGGUGUAAAUUUAUAUUAUUUAACAUUGUUGACUGCAACAGUUAGAUUCCUCUGACUGGGAUAUUGACUGUAACAGCUAGAUUCCUCUGACUGGGAUAUUGACUGUCACAGCUAGAUUACUCUGACUGGGAUAUUGACUGUAACAGCUAGAUUACUCUGACUGGGAUAUUGACUGUAACAGCUAGAUUACUCUGACUGGGAUAUUGACUGUAACAGCUAGAUUACUCUGACUGGGAUAUGUGUACACUUAUUGACAGGGUAUAGUUUGUAUUCCUUUCACUCAAGGUUUGCCUAAAAAAUGGAUGUAGUUUGAAGAUAUAAUUCUUAUAAUGGGGACAUUCUUGAAGUAUUCUUUUCUUCUAAAUAAUUUUACGUUUUAACAAGUCCAAACUCCUUGCACAUCCCCUAUAGCACCACAGAUGUACAGAACACCAGCUUUGUUCAACAAGCCAGAUGAUUAGUAAGUUUGAGCACAGUCUUUUAUUUUAUUUAAAGAAAUUUAAUAAAAAUUCACAGGAAAUUAUUUUUUAUUUAACCUUUUGAAAUGAUCCUGCCACAGACAUUAAAACAUUUUUUGUGUGGUUCUCAUAUCUGGCUUUUCCAUCAUUUAAAAGAAAAAUCUUUUGAUGGGGAGUUAAGCAUUUUAUUUGUAUGACCCACGGCUUGACCCAAGAUAACCAAACACAUUCUCAAUGAUAUUGAAAGCUUUUGUUGGCAUUCAUUAUGAUCCUGUUCCCACUGGUUGUUGACAAACACAGCCCUUGAUGCCCUCGUGUUCAAAAGGUGAAUCUGUUUGAAAUAAUUCAAUGUUUGGUUCCUUUUGUCCAAAAUAUGCUAAUCAUUUGUUUGGUACAAUUAUCCAACUGGGCAAAUCAAAUAAUUUAUACAAUUAUCCAACUGGGUUAUCCAAUGUUUGGUACAAUUAUCCAACUAUGGUAAUCCAAUGUCUGGUACAUUUAUCUAACUAUGCUAAUCCAAUGUUUGUUUCAUUUAUCCAACUGCUAAUCCAAUUUUGGGUACAAUUCUCCAACUAUGCUAAUCAAAUGUUUGGUUAAUUUAUCAAAAUAUGCUAUUCAAAUAUUUGAUACAAUUAUCCAACUAUGCUAAUCCAAUGUUUGGUACAUUUAUCCAACUAUCCUUAUCCUAUGUUUGUUUUACUUAUCCAACUGCUAAUCCAAUGUUUGGUUCAUUUAUCCAACUGCUAAUCCACUUUUGGGUAUAAUUCUCCAAAUAUGCUAAUCCAAUGUUUGGUUCAUUUAUCCAUCUGCUAAUCCACUUUUGGGUAUAAUUCUCCAAAUAUGCUAAUCCAAUGUUUGGUUCAUUUAUCCAACUAUGCUAAUCCAAUGUUUGAUACAUUUAUCCAACUGCUAAUCCAGUUUAGAGUAAAAUUAUAGAAAUAUGCUAAUCCAAUGUUUUGGUACACUUAUCCAAUUGGGAUUUGGUACACUUAUCCAAUUGGGCUAAUCCAAUGUUUUGGUACACUUAUCCAAGCUGUGUACUAAACCCUUGAUAAUAAUAAAGGAUGAUUACUGCUACAAAAAUAUGAGCAAUAUUUCUGUUUGGACAGUUACCCAGAUGAAGAUGAGAUGACACCAUACAUUCCACCUGGGGCCAACUAUGUAGGGCAACUGUCACCCAAAAAACUGUCUCAACCCUGUGAAGAGUCGUCAGAGCAAAUCCAGCGCAAGGUGCCAAUGACCCAAUCGAAGGCUGCCCAGCUGUCAGAAUCUGCACAGUUGAGAAAUAGCAACAGCAUUCAGGAGAACUCAGUUAUGCUGAACAAUGUCCAAGCUACAUCUGAGCCAAGCAAGACUGCCAUGAGAGGGACCAGUGCAUAUGUUCAAGAUGAUGGCAUCGGCUUUUCUAAGGGGCGGAGCAGAGGUCUCAUUGCUGUCAAUGGUAUGUUGCCAUGACAACAUCAAUCAUUUUAAUCUAACAAUUGUCUUGUUUUAUUUCUCUAUGUUGUUUUUAAGAGUGUUGGACUGCGAUCAAGCUUUCAAGUAUAUAAUGAGACACAAGUAAUUUGUGUAUCGUAAAUAGAACAAUAAAAGUUGAGCUUUUAUUAUGAUUACACAGAAUACAAAUCUAAACUUCUUGGCAAAUGUCUUCAUCAGUUCAACAAAAACCAUUCAUAUAAAUUAAAUUUACAUCAUAUAUAUAUAUAUAAAUAAAUAUAUAUGAAGAGCUUAUUUUCAAAAUGCGGUAUCCACCAUUUAAAAAAAAAAAGAAAAAAGCUUACAUUUUUUGUAAAAGCUAAUAUAAAAGGUUCCUUUAGGACAUGGUAAAAUUUAUUUAUAAAACAAAUUAUUUUCCUGUUAUUCUUGUCUAAAAAUGAUUUACUUCUCUAAACCCAAUAUGUAAUUUUUUUUGUAAAAAGAUGAAUAAUCUCAAAACCCCCAAAAUGGAAAUACAGCAUUUUGAAAAUCAGCUCUUUAUAUACCCUACCUGAAAAUGACAGAAAAGAAUAAGAAUUGGCACAAGUCCCAAACGAAAACAAAGCUCAGAAGAAUGGAAAGAAAGUGGGUGGAAGUCAAAUUUAAAAACCAAACAGGAAAAAGACAUUUAUGUAAAAUUGUGAUUUUGGCUUAUACUUUAUGGAGUCAACGUACCAAAUCUUUUUAUUAAUUUAUUUUCCAUAUAAAUUCUAUCAGGUAUAUUUCUUGCAUACAGUAUACCAGUAAUUGCAAUGUCUAAUAUUCCAUUAUGGUUAGCACUAUUGAAAUGUUUGGAAACUGGGCAAAUUGCUUGUUUAUUGAUGUUUUAGAGGUGUUCUCUAAAACAGUCUCCAAGGUGACAACCUGUCUCUUCUAUGUAAGAUUUCCCACAAUUUUUACCAUGAAUAAAUCACAUUGCAACUUGUGCAGGUAAAACCAUCUUUGAUUCUGAAUAUUUACAGAGGGAAAGUGAUUCUAUCAACUUCAGUCACAUAAGGACAUGUGUUACAGCGGCUAUGGUUUUGACAUGGUCUUCAUAAAAUGGACCCUUUUUUUUGUUUUUUGAGAACUAGAAAAUGGCCAUAAGGUUGUGGGGAUGAAAAGUUAAAAUUAAUUAGACCUAGAGAAGAACUGAAGUAGAAAAGAACUACAGUAGAGAAAAACUACAGUAGAGAAGAACUGAAGUCAAAAAGAACUACAGUAGAGAAAAACUGAAGUAGAGAAGAACUGAAGUAGAGAAGAACUGCAGUAGAGAAGAAAUGAAGUAGAGAAGAACUGAAGUAGAAAAGAACUACAUUAGAGAAAAACUGAAGUAGAGAAGAAAUGAAGUAGAGAAGAACUGAUGUAUAGUAGAAAUAAAGUGAAGAAAUAAACAAGAGAAGAACUGAACUAGAUGAAAAAUGAAGCAGAGAAGAAAGACAAACAACAACAGUAAUAAAUGGCCAAAGAUAUUGUGUUCUUGUUUGGAUUAAUUUUGAUGUCCAAAAAUUGACAGGACUCUUAUGGAUUGUUGAAGUAAAUCUAAUUGAUGGAUGAAAAUCUCCUGUCAUCUUGAAGGAGAGGAGAAAGGGUCAGGAAAAAUUUGAAAAGUGGCUCUGUGUGUUUUGAAGUCUGCCAGCCUAUGAUCAAAUUCUUCCUGUAGCUUAGUAAUGGCGUCAGCAUACUUACAACUGAAUGGUGUGCCCACGUCCGUUUUGGGAAAUGAAAGGUUUCUCUGCAAAAGCUUGGCUUUCCAUAACACAAGUUUUGUGCACAAUGCCCUGACAUUGUCAUAGGCAACACUGACAAGCUGCCACUGGUCUUCUAACUUCUUGUUGAGUACAUUCAGGUCAUGAGUGAUGUCAACUAGAAAAGCCAAGUCCAUGAGCCAUUUGAGAUCACUUAGUAAAGGAACAACCACACCAUCCUUCUCCAUGAAGGCUUUGAUUUCUGCUCUCAACUCAAAAAACCUUUUCAAGGUGUUUCCCCUACUAAGCCCAUGUACCUCAGUGAAGUAGAUAACAUCCUCAUAUGCUGACUCUAUUUCCUCUAAAAAAAGCGCGUAACUGCCAGUGCUUGAAGCCCCUGUAUCUGAUAUGGUUGAUGAAUUUCACAACCUCAGACAUCACAUUGUCAAACUUCAGGCAGUUGCUGCAAAGGGCAUGCUGAUGGAUAAUACAGUGUAGAGUAACGGCCUCUUCCACACCCUCCUCUCCCAGUUUUCUUUGAACAUGUGUCACGAGUCCAUUUAUUUUCCCUGUCAUUAAUAAUGCUCCGUCGGUUGUUAUUCCUGCAAAACUGUUCCAUGGUAAACAAGGGCAUCACACAGCUGGCGAAAUAUCUCCUAAGUAGUGGUCUGGAAAUGGGUUGGAAUCACUUUAUGCAACUUCUCCAUCAUUUCAAAAUUAUCAUCAACAUCACGGACAUAUAUUGCCAGCUGUGCAAUGUUAGUGAGGUCUGUGCUCUCAUCAAGAGUGACAGAGUAUGCAUGGAAAUGUUUACCUUUGUCACACAGUUGAUCAUAAAUGUCACCUGACAGCUCAGAAAUGCACCCUGCCAAUGUGUUGGCUGAAAGGCUGUGGUCUGGUUAAAUAAUGACAUCUGAUGUUCUACUCCUUGUGACCACAAAUUACUAGGUGCAUAUAAAGGCACGACAGAGUGCCCCUGUGCUCAUCAAAACAGUUGUCCAUCUCCCACUUCUCCUGAAAUUGUCCUUGUUUUAUAGCCAUUUUAAUUGUUUCUAUAGUAUAGUAGUCACUAUCCUAGUGUCUCAUUUUUAUUUUACUUAGUUUACAUGUUUUUAAUAAUUGUAAAGCGCUGAAAGCUUUAAGGUAAGCGCUAUAUAAAAAUGCCUAAAUAAAUAAAUAAAUAAAUUGUCUGUGCUCAUUGCCAACAUUCCUCUUCACAGCAGGUUUUGAGGAAGACAUGACUGGGGUCGGGUGACACACAAAUUUAUUUGCACUGUGUGAUAAAAUAUAUUUUCCCACUACUCGGUAACACUCCCGAAUCCCGUAUCACGAGACUUUGCUCUUAGGGAGAUUUAGAUUCCCACAUAGCAAAUGAGGCUGCAGUAGUCAGAGAGAGAAUUCCCAAAUUAUGACAUAAUUAGUAAUUCAUAUAUUGUUAGAUAAUUUAAAAUAAUAAUUUUAUAUGUGACCCUCCACAAUGGCUUCAGUCGUAUGUCACCAAAGUCGUAUGUCACCAAAGUCGUAUGUCACCAAAGUUAGUUUUGCGGUAGCUGAAAAAAGGCGGUUGGUAACGAGGACCUUUUUGGCUGAUAUUAAAUUAACAAACAUUUUUCUACAAUUUUAGAGACAUCAAAUAAAUCUACAUUAAUUUUGGCUAAAACAAUAACAAAUCACUGCACAUACUUAUGUUAGUUUGUUCCAAAUAUGUUUGUCUCAUAAAAUUCUAUAAAAUAAAAAAUUUUAAGUCUGAUUUUAAAACGAAUCCAUUAUAAUCAACGUCCAAACCUAUACAAACAUAAUAAUAAAGAUCAGAAUUAGACUAGUUGGUGAGAUUCGACUAAAACCGUCGCGGAGGGUCAAAUUAUUGAUAUGAGAUAGGAAAAUGCGCAGGUCACAUUAACACUAAACUGUCGCAAAAUAUCAUUUUGUGGGCCUCAAAUGGCCCACCAGCCAUGAGUUUGAGACCCCUGAUUUAAAGCAACACUUUCUGACAAUGGAGAUAGGUAUAAAUUCAUUUCAAUCGUCUCCACUCAUUUUCUAGUUCUCAAAAAAAAAAAAGAUCCACUCUUAUGGCAGACCCUGUCACCAAUGACAUUUUCAAAAAAACUCUUCUUUUCAUUUUCAGAGGGACAAGAGCCUUUUAGAAGCAACCUCUGUGCUAUUAAAGCACAUAUAGGCACCAAAAAUUGCAACCAUAGCCGCUGUAACAUAUGUCCUUAUGUGGUUGAAGUUAAUAGUCACUUUUCCUCUGGAAAUAUUCAGAAUCAAAGAUAGUUUUACUUGCACAAGUCGCAACCUGAUUUACACCAUCCAUUGUGGUAAAUCAUACAUAGAAGACACAGGUUGUCACCUUGAGGACUGUUUUAGAAAACACCUCUACAACAUCAAUAAACCCUUAGUCCAGUUUCUAAACAUUUAAUAGUCCUAAUCAUAAUGGGAAAUUAGACGUUGCAGUUACUGGUAUACUGUAUAUUAGAAAUACACCUGAUAGAAUUUAUAUGGAAAAUAAAUUAAUAAAAAGAUUUGGUACGUUGACUAUACGGUAAAAGCCAAAAUCACAAUUUUACAUAGCCGCAAUAUCUUUUUCCUGUUUGGUUUUUAAAUUUGACUUCCACCCACUUUCUUUCCGUUCUUCUGAGCUUUGUUUCGUUUGGGACUUGUGCCAAUUCUUAUUCUUUUCUGUCAUUUUUAUAUAGGGCACAUAUAUAUAUAUGUACAUAUGAUGUACAUUUAAACUAUUCUCAUACGAAUGUUUUUUGUUGUACUUCUUAGCAUUCCGUAUAAAUCAUAUUGAAGCUGAACCUUUAUUGUUUUAUUGACUUCGAUUGUUUGCAUCCCAUCCAUCUCUGUCACAGUUCAAAGACUUGUAUUCUCUCUGUUGCUCAACUGAUCAUAGUUUUUUUUUUUUAAAUUAUAAUGUAAUCAAUUGCAUUCCUUUUACAGCAUCUUUGACUAAUUUUUUAACACUUCAUUUAAACCAUGGUUUACCAACCUAGGGGUUGUCAUUUAAACCAUGGUUUACCAACCUAGGGGUUGUCAUUUAAACCAUGGUUUACCAACCUAGGGGUUGUCAUUUAAACCAUGGUUUACCAACCUAGGGGUUGUCAUUUAAACCAUGGUUUACCAACCUAGGGGUUGUCAUUUAAACCAUGGUUUACCAACCUAGGGGUUGUCAUUUAAACCAUGGUUUACCAACCUAGGGGUUGUCAUUUAAACCAUGGUUUACCAACCUAGGGGUUGUCAUUUAAACCAUGGUUACCAACCUAGGGGUUGUCAUUUAAACCAUGGUUUACCAACCUAGGGGUUGCCGGGAAAAAUGAUGAUACUUUGUUACAUCAGGGGACUAGAGAUUUUUGUGCUAGACAAGAAGGACUCUCACUCUUCAUAAAAUUUCCCUCCUAACCAGUUUUAGGAUGCAAUCCAAUUAAAGUGUUCUUCAGUUUCACAUAUUUGAUAUAGCUUUGGGUUAAGUAAGAUAUGUCUGUAUCUUGUAAGAUGAACAUAUGCACUUAUUUUUAUCAGAGAAUAUAUUCAAUCCAUUCCGUCUUUUUCUUACAGGUUGACUACUCUUUAAAAUUGUUGAAUGCAUUGUACAAAAGUAAUUUUGUAGUGGGUUCAGUUCUUAAUCAAACUACUUUUAGGAGUGCAGAAUAUAGAACAAGUAAGGAAACACCAAUCUAAACAAAUAGGUUUGAUUUAAAAUAUAUCUGAUCAAACCUAAAGGGGCUAUUGAUUAACUGGUGACAAUGGUACAUACUAUUCCACAGCUCCCACUGUCACAGCUGGUCUAUCAUUUGGUAGGGGUGUCAGCAAAUAUGCAAGUAGUUUAACCAAACCUGCCCAUCAGCCAUGGGUUCAAAGUUCAACACACCACCCACCUUCAGAUCUGAACUCCCCAACCACGUUUUCCCCCAUCUUUCAGCCGCCCUUUCAAAUUACACCAGCCCAUUCAUCUAACUCGAGUCAGAUGGUAUGGUCCCCAGAAACUUUUUCUGAUGUUAGCAGUGACUACAGCAGCCAUCAAGAAAUCCCUGCUUCUGGAUUUACCCAAGUAGAAGAAAUGGCGGCACAGCGAAACAAAGCUCUCUCUGCCAAGCAGGCCAGAGAAUUGGAAGAACUUCUCCGGCAACACGAACAGGAGCAUCAGCUGUUACUCAUCAGACAGGAACAGGAAAGGGCAUUGCUGCUGCAAAAACAUGAAAAGGAACGUGCUCUGGCUCAUGAACAGCAUGAGCAGCUCAUUCGGCGACUGCUUCUGCCGUUGUCGUACCGACAAGGUUGCAGGGAUGUGUCUUCCACUCCCGAUCCGAGCUUGGCUUCACGUCUUGAGUUACUGUCCUUGGACCAGCAAAGUAAAGUCAAGACACUGGGGUCUUAUGCUAAAGGUAAGUCUCCUCAUAUGAAACAUAAGAUUAAAUGGUGUUACCACCAUACUUAAUUCUAUAUUUCACUGACUCCCAAUUAUCUACUAAAUAAAAUACCUUUAACUUUAACCUGCUUGAGAUGGAGCCUUUUUAGACGGUAAGUGCCAAGAAGACGGAGCACUUUUCACAAGCCCUGCACUUUCUUUGCAAAAGAAUUUAUGAAAAAUAAACUAAUUACUUUACAACUCUAAAACUGGGGUGCUGGAUGGCCAAGUGCUCUAAACUGAGUCAAUCUCAAGUUUGUGGUUCAAUCCCCACCAAAGCCCAGUCAAGCAAAAAUAUCACCAACACCCCAGGUGCUUUGGACUAGUUAACCUUGGAUGGCAACUUAUCUAAGAGAAGGGAACUCUGAAUUCAAACCCUGAGAUAGAGUCCGGUAGGCGGAUAACACUGGUACAAUGAAACAUUCUGACAACUCCUGCAAUGCCACUGGUGCCAAGCUGUAUUAUUCACCUGAUGUUCUCUUGGUACUUUUGGUAUAUUUCAAGGUCACAUAUCUUUUAAGCAUUUAUAGUGUUGUAGUUAAUCUUUCUAUGUCACCAACAGAGACUGACCGAAUAUUGGCUUCGGUUUUGGCGCCGAAAUUUGCCAUUUGAUCACUUUGGGCGUAGUUUAGGACGAAACAGAAAAGUUAACUUUCGGUUUAAUUUCAGUUUCGGCCGAAAGUGAUUGAGGCCUUCUGUCUUGUACAAGAUGUCAGAUUGUCCCCCUGUCUGUCGGCCGGCAAUCUGAUAUUCAUUAUUGCUUGAUGUUUUGCUGUCAUCCUCUAAUAUAUAACAAAUCCUCUCCGAACACUGUUCACAGCUGCAUGAUGACUUAUUUGUCCAAUCAUUCCAAAAAUGAAAUUUCAAUAAGGCAAAGGGAUAGAUAAAUAGUUUUUGGGACAAAAAAUAGCAACUAGGGGAAUAGUAAUAUUUAUAUUAUUAAUUUUUGUUUUAAUUUUUUUUUGUAAAAUACAUCUUAAUUGAUCAUUAUUUUGUUCAUAAAUUUUGUCAUUGUCAAAGGUAAAUAGCAUUUUGAAAAAAAUCUUAGGGAAUGGUAAAAUUUCCUUUAUAUUUUUUAAAUUAUUCUUUUUAAUUAUGUACUAAUAUGUACUCAUAAAAUUUUAAUUACUAUGAUGUUGUUGAGUCUUAUUUAUUUAUCUAUAUGUCUUUAACGAACAUUUUAUAUUUAGAUACAAGUCAUUGACUGUUAUAUCAAUAAUUUUAAAAUUCAUUUGAUUAUAAUUAUAUAACAAAGGAUUAUAGCCUAGGGCCUAUAUAAUGCUAAAUAACACUAGACUCAAAGACUAAAAGUAAAAUUAAAGUCACACAUUAAGUAGGCUAAGUAUUAAAUAUUAAAUUAACCAUCAAUUUAUUUAAACUUAUUAUUAAAUAGACUUUAAAAAAUAUUAACUUAAAUUAUGCCUUUAAGAGAGUCACACCACUACUUUAUUCACUUCAUUGGCUCCUUAUACAAGCACGGAUUGAUUAGAAACUCUCUGUUCUCUGCCACAACUUUUUCUCGAAUUCCUGCCCUUCCUAUCUUACCGAACUUCUUUCUGUCUGUUCAUCCCUUCGACAGCUUUGCUCCUCCGCAGAUGCACAUAUUCUUUCUGUCCCCAAGACUCGCACAAAAACAUACGGUGAACGAUCUUUCUCUUUCUGUGCCCCUAAACAAUGGAAUUCUCUUCCUUUAUACAUCUGCAAUAUACCAACCAUCACAGCCUUCAAAACUGAACUCAAAACACAUCUCUUUCAACUCUACUGUCCUGGAUGAUUCCCCCCUCUGACCUAUAAAUGAUGCUGCUGGGUAUCGUCCAUGGCUUGACAUGUAAAUAGUUCCUGGAAUAAGUAGAGUAAAUAUACAAUUUAAAAAAAAAUGUAAUUAAUGUAUGUCAAUUAAUUUUUUUAAGUUCAUGAUUAUGUUUGUUAAAUUGUAUGUACAGUGUGGUGAGCCCAGCCCAAGGCUGGGGUACCGCGCUAUAAAAAAAACACCAAAUAAUAAUAUUAAUAUAGUAGUAUUAGUUUAUUAGGCUAUUUACUACCUACUAUAACUAUGUUUUAUAUUGUAGGCCUAGUACUGGUUAUAUUAGGUGAAAGCAAGCUAAAAUUAAAUUUUUGGUAUAGUAUUGAUUUCUGUAUUCUAGAAUUAAUUAUAAAAAAAAUGAUUAGAUAUAUUUAAAUGUUACAGGCAAAGUAUGUAAUCCAGCCAUUCUAUAGAAUGCCUAGCCAAAGUGUAAAAUACAUAAGUCAUUAUACACUUUGCCUAGCCAUUCUAUAGAAUGAUAUAGCAUUCUAUAGAAUGUAAUGCACUCUUUGACUAUAACAUUAAGAUUACAGAAUAUUAAUUCUCUCAUAUGUAUUGUUAUCGACAGCCGUUCACGGUGAAGAUAAAAAAUGUGGUAACAUUUAUUUGAUCCGUCCGGUGGUGUGUGUGUGGGUGGGUGGGUAGAUGUAUGUAUGUGAUGACAAGCUAACAGAACUAACAUUCAAGGGAAUAUGGUAAAUUGACUUUUUUUAAGUUAAUCCCAUCCAAUUAGUAUGGUAAACAGGGAUGUUUAGAUCCAAUAAGUUUGAUUGGCUAAAAAAAAGUAGUUAAGACGUUUAUAGCUUACCGAUGGUCAAAGUAACACUACAAAAAAAAAAUAAUUUUAAAUCGGGGUGGUGGGUCACUUCCUUGGGUCAAUGAUAUGAGAGUAUUCAAGGCCAAAAAAAAAUAGUCCCACAGAAGUUAUUAAGUUGUUUUUUGCCGUGUGCAGUAUGUGUGGAGUACGUGUGUAGUACGUGUGCAGUACGUGUGCAGUGCGUGUGCAGUACGUGUGCAGUAUGUGGGCAGUACGUGGGCAGUACGUGUGCCGUAGGUGUGCGGUACGUGUGCGGUAUGUGUGCGAACACGCGUUUUGAAAUAUUGCAAUUUUUCGGCCCGUAAGUGUUGUUAAACUUUUGGUUUCUACUUCUGUUUCAGCCGAAAGUCUCAAUUAGGCUUUUGGCUUCAGUUUCAGCCUAAAGUAAUUUUCAUCUUUCAUAAAAUCACUUUCGGUCGGUCUCUAGUUACCAAUGGCACAUUAAUUGUGCUGCACUUAAUCCUGUUAUGUUACAAAUGACACAUUAAUUGUGUUUGAAGAUAAUAAAUGCAGCUUAAUAUAUUUACAAUGUAACCUAUAAAAAGGGGGCAAUAUUUAUUUAUUUAUUUAUUUAUUUAGGCAUUUUUAUAUAGCGCUUAUCAUAAAGCUCUAAGCGCUUUACAAUUAUUAAAACAUGUAAACUAAGUAAAUACAAAUGAGACACUAGGAUAGUAACUACUAUUCUAUAGAAACAAUGAAAAUGGCUAUAAAAAGAGGACACUUUGACACUUCAGGAUUAAACCGAAACAGAAAAUUAGGUAGGGCAAGGAGGGUGCAUAUUACCCCCAAAUUUUCUGGAUUGUUUUGUCCAUUAAAUCUCAAGUGUAACACAUAAAAUCUGUUAUGUCUAUUCAAUCCCUAGUGGUAAAAAUAAAAUCUGUUAUGUCUAUUCAAUCCCUAGUGGUACAAAUAAAAUCUGUUAUUUCCCUUCAAUUCCUAGUGGUACAAAUAAAAUCUGUUAUUUCCCUUCAAUCCCUAGUCUUGUCAACAAAGUCAGAAGCCUCCAGUGUUCAGUCAGAAAGCUGGUGUGUGGAUGAGACAGGUACAUUUAUCAUUAAUAUCUUAUCAUGUGUAGAGUCAACAGAGGAUAAUGUCCCAAACUUGUUGUAAGAUAUAAUGGCUUGGAAUAAGUCUGGUCUGGUCUAUGUUUAUGGAUAAAUAGUUUGGACAAAUAGACAAGACUUGGCUAAUAGAGUUUACAAAUAGACUAGACAUAAAGCCUGGGCUAACAGAAUACACAAAUAAAAUAGACAAAUAGCCAGGGCUAAUAGAUUGGACAAAUAAACUAGACAAAUAGCUUGGCUAAUAGAUUGGACAAAUAGACUAGACAAAGAGCCUGGGCUAAAAUAUUGGACAAAUAGACUAGACAAAUAGUCAGUGCUAAUAGAUUGGACAAAUAGACUGGACAAAUAGUUUGUGCUUAUAGAUUAGACAAAUUGACUAGACAAAUGGUCUGUGCUUAUAGAUUGGACAAAUAGACUGGACAAAUAGUUUGUGCUAAUAGAUUAGACUAAUAGACUAGACAAAUGGUCUGUGCUUAUAGAUUGGAAAAAUAGGCUAGACAAAAACAUGCCCCACCAGUCAAAGUACAAAAACAUGCUCCACCAGUCAAAGUAAAAAGUACAAAAACAUGCCCCACCAGUCAAAGUACAAAAGUACAAAAACAUGCCCCACCAGUCAAAGUACAAAAGUACAAAAACAUGCCCCACCAGUCAAAGUACAAAAGUACAAAAACAUCUCCCACCAGUCAAAGUACAAAAACAUGCCCACCAGUCAGUGUACAAAAACAUGUCCCACCAGUCAAAGUACAAAAACAUGUCCCUCCAGUCAAAGUACAAAAACAUGCCCGCUAGUCAAAGUACAAAAACAUGCCCCACCAUUAUUUUGAUUUACUAUAUAGUAUAGUGCACUCAAAAAGAAACUGGACAAAACUUUUAAUGUGUAGGUUCAGGGGAAUGAUUGUGCAGAUUCAGACCGGGCCUUCCUGGCAUGUCUCUUGCGCUCUGCAGCCGCUGUUCUGCCAACUUCAUGUUGCAUGGAGCUCCUGCGUAAAAUGGAACGCCAUGAUGUUCGAUCCUUUGCGUUUUCCUCCCACGUGUCUGGGUUUAUGUCGAACGCUUUCAGUGAGGCUUUUAGGUUGUCUUUAAAACGUUUCUUCUGCCCGCCAGCAGACCGCCUUCCAUGUUCGAGCUCACCAUAGAAAAUUAUUUUGGGCGAAGCUGGGACUACUUUGAGAUGGUAAAGAUGCUGGGGAGACCUGCCUGUGUGAGCACCUCAGUGUCUGGGACCCUGUCCUGCCUUAUGAUGUUGAGGAUUUUUCUGAGUCUUGUUGUGUGAAAGUGGUUUAGCAUUCUUGUAGGGCGUUGGUAUACCGUCCACGUUUCAUAGUCAUGGAGAAGCCAAGGGAGAACAGCCGCCUUUUAUAUUUUCAAUUUAGUUUGAGUGCUGAUACUUCUCCAUGUCCAUACGUUCUUAGACAGUUUGUCAUAGGUUGCACUGGCUCUCACAAUACGGAGGUUAACCUCGUCAUCAAUGGUUGCGCUUUGUGACAGUGUGCUGCCAAGGUAAGAAAAGCUAUUCACCACCUUAAGUCUUCGCCAUAUAUAUGGAUGUUGGGCUCAACAUACGGGCUUCAUGGAGCUCAGUUUUUUUGUGUUAAUCAUGAGACCGAAGUUUGUGCAGUCAUUGGAAAAUUUUGUGAUGCUGCAUUGCAUAUCCACUUCUGAUACAGCGUUUAGGGCACAGGAGGUCCCUGAUGCUGUCUUUCAGGACCUUCCCUUUGGCAUGUAGCCUCUUGAGGUUGAAUAGCUUACCGUCAGUUCGGUAUCUGAAGCCAAUUCCAGCGUCUCCCUCUCUGAAGGGAUCAGUCGGCAUAACGGAAAACAUGAGGCUGAAAAGUGUUUGGGCCAGUAUACAGCCGUUUCACGCCAUUUGUUAUAGGAAAUGGUUUGGACGUCUCUCCAUUUUCCCUAACUCUAGCCUGGAUCUCGUCAGCCUUGUAGCUCAACCAUUUAUACUGCAUUAGACGCAGUUUUUGCUGCACUGUUCUUGUUGAUUCUUAUGCUGUGGUAGGCAUCUUUCAUUGGGACUGACCUCGGGAAGCGUGGUGGAGACGAUGUUUUCCCUCCAGCAAUAGCUUGAUUACGUCACAGUUUUGAUCAAACCAGACCUGAUGUUUUUCCACGCUUGCCCCCAAAAACUCCAUAGUUGUACAACAUCGAUCUAAGUGAUGCCAAGUUUGCUUUGAAGUUGCUAUAUUCCAAUAGUGUGGACUCCAUACGUUCUUCAAGUCACGAAGUAUUAUAAGCUUUUCCUGCCUUGGAACGCCCGCUAUGACAGAGUGAAGAUCCUCAUAUAAUUUGGUCUUUACUUCAAUUGGGUUUUUCUUUGUUAGAGCAUAGCAGCUGAUGAUAGUUUUCUUCCAGAUACGAGAGGGAGUUUCAUUGUCAUUAUCCUAUGAGAGGGAGUUUCAUUGUCAUUAUCCUAGCGUUGACUCCUUUUGGAAGACCAGCAGGCAUGUUUAACAUUGUUGAUUUAAUAGCAAAACCAUCAUCAGCCUCACGAUGCUCCUCGCUUCUUCUGCCACUCCAAAAGACGGUAUAUCCAGAGCCCCUUUUACAUAGUUCGCCCUCUCCUCCAAGCUGGGUCUCGCUAAGGGCUGCAAUAUCCAACCCGUACAUUGCUAGUUCAUUUUCUGUAAGGGCUCUGAGGUCUGUCCACAUCAUCUUUGUCCUGUAGAGUGCGCAAAUUUCAUGCACCAAGUUUUUGUGGAAUUUGUUUACCUUUUGCUCUAGUUUCUUUGAAUUUCGACCCCAUAGAUAGGGUCCCCUCCAACUGCGGUUGGCUGGAUAGGGAAGAUUGGAGCAGACAAUGUUUAGGGCACCUUUUCUAGCCCCUUCCUCAUGUCAUGGAGGUGAGCAGUGUGUUCCUUAAGAGGUCUUCAUAGGGGGCUGCUGGACACCAUUGCACCUCCUUUUCAGUGAUGAACAACCCUACGGCCUGAGCCGCCUAUGUGCAAGUUUGGGACUACGGCUGCCAGUGUACCCACACCUGCCGCUUCGCUGCUUGCCCAUCGCCACUGGACUUUUUGAUGAGAACUUAGAUUAAAUGAGUGAUAAUUAAUUGACACGCACUGUGAUUUGGAGUUAAAUGAGGAAGAGUCGCACAAUUCGUCAACCUCACUCUCUCGCCCAAUACCAGCUUGAUCCAGCAGCAAGACAAUGUUGAGAUGGCUGGAGAUGAAAAUGAGUGCAGUGAAUGACCAUGGCGUUCUAUAUGUCUGGCAAUGCUCUGAGCGAUUCACAUCGCUUUGCUUUCUCCCUCUUUUGUCUGUUGACAGAGUAGUGGUUCCUCUGCACAAUUUGCUGGAUCCAGUCUUUUACAUGCUAUGGGGGACAGGCCCUUUUUACCGGAUGUUUGAGGCCUUUUUGCUACCCUCAACCUGGUUUUGUCGGCUAGUCGAAGCCGUUGUCUAGGGUGUGAGCGCUGUGCAUGUUACAGCUUCUUAGAAUCACAGGUGAGAGCAGAGUACAGUGUAGGGACCAAAGAUUAAUUAGCUACCCCUAUGUGAUGCGACUGCUGCUCAAUUACUACCCCUGCAGAGGUACCCCAUACACCCCUAGUUGUGCCUAUAUUGUGAAUGUUGCAUCAAUGUGAAUUUUGUGCCAAUGUUUUGAAUGUUUUUGCUUAAAUAUUAUUUUUCUGACAUAAUUUUUUCAUUUAUUUCAGAAUCAGAAUCAGAUAUACCUGAGAGGCUGGCCACUGAGAACAUAGCAGGUAUGAGUUUUUCAUAGUGAGAUUGAAUUGUUGAAUGCUCCCAUUUUUUUUAAAUUUGUGAGCUGCUAUAUAUAUUUGAUGGUUGGCAGAAGUAUUUGUCCAAGCAAAGAAAUUAUUUCUUUGAUGAAAUGGACAAGGAACUAAACAUAAAUGACAGUAAACACAAUCAUUCUAACAUCUGUUUCGAAAAUUCUAUCAGUUUUUUUUUUUUUACCAUAAAAGGCUUCAAUGAAAAUGUAAAAGAAUCACUGUAUUUGCUUACAUUUUAUACAUUCAGUUAACAGCAAUGAGUUAAUCAGAAAUUUGACAUGUUACAAUAAUGUAUUUUCAGAUUCAACAAGACGUAACAAGGACUACCCUAAGGUACAGUCUUGGUCUACAAAAUAAUUGUCAAAAGUUAAAAAUGAUUUCUCAAAAUCUGCGUCUGAAGAUGUGGUCCAACUAAAUAAUUUUUGAUUUUUUCAAAGUGUAGUUAUUGUUAAAAAUAAUUAAGAAUUUUAAAUAGACAAGCGCACAAAGACCAUGUCAGUUAUUCAUCUUUAGAAGAUGUUUUACCAGUUUUACAGUGUCUUACCCUGUCCUGCUACUCCCUACUAAAGUCUUACACUUACAGUGUCUUACCCUGCCCUGCUACUCCCUACUAAAGUCUUACACUACAGCGUCUUCCCUACUAAAGUCUUACACUACAGCGUCUUACCCUGCCCUGCUACUUCCUACUUAAGUCUUACAUUUACAGUGUCUUACCCUGCCCUGCUACUUCAUACUGCACACUUAUACUUAGUGUCUUUCUCUUCUCUGCUACUACUUAGAUGCCUUUCUAUAUGAGACAUAACCCAUAACAUAACACACCCAGUGUGACACAACCCAUAACAUGACACACCCGGUGUGACACAACCCAUAACAUAAUAAACCCAGUGUGACACAACCUAUUGCUGUAGAAGGGCUGACACAAUUUUUUUAACAAAUUUGCACAAAAAUGAGUCGGGUUUUGGGGGAAAAAAAACUGCACAAUAUGCAGACUAUAACAACUGAUCUCCUAUAUGUUGGAUUAAUCACUGCACAAUAUGCAGACUAUAACAACUGAUCUCCUAUAUGUUGGAUUAAUCACUGCACAAUAUGCAGACUAUAACAACUGAUCUCCUAUAUGUUGGAUUAAUCACUGCACAAUAUGCAGACUAUAACUGGUCUUCUUUCUGUCCGUCUGUUUUAUCUUCAAAACAAUUUUUUUCCAAGCCUUAACAUAUCUUUGUUCCGCUAUUUAUUUAAAGAAAUUUAAAUGAUUCACUGCAGCUAAGUUAUUAGUUAUUUUUAAUGAUCUCAAUUCAGAUGAGUUGUGAAGAGCUGAAGCAACAAAAGAAAAAGAUGGAGAAAAAGCUGAAACAGAUAGGCUCUAUAGAAGCAAGAUUUUACAGAGGAGAAAAACUUCUAGCAGAGGAGGUAAUACAUAAAUUAUCAUAUCACUUAAUUUUGUUAAAAUUCAGUUUUUGGCCAGAUGUAAAUUGGUUUUUAACAAAUUGGGUCUUGUUUAUGGUGGUCAAUAAUUAAUUUUAAAAAAUGAAGAACAGCUUUUAAUUGUCUCCCAUUUAUAUGGUGCAUUUACUGCUGUGACAUCUGAGAAUAAUUUAUGUUAUAAUGAUGCCACUGUGAAAGCAGAGAAUAAUUUAUGUUAUAAUGAUGCCACUGUGAAAGCAGAGAAUAAUUUAAGUUAUGAUGCUGCUGGGACAGCUGAGAAUAAUUUAUAUAAUAAUGAUGCUGUUGAGAAAGACGAGAAUAAUUUAUAAUUUAUCAUGAUGCUGCUGUGACAGCUGAGAAUAAUUUAUGUUAUAAGGAUGCUGCUGUGACAGCUGAGAAUAAUUUAUGUUAUGAUGAUGCUGCUGUGACAGCUGAGAAUAAUUUAUGUUAUAAUGAUGCUGCCGUGACAGCUGAGAAUAAUUUAUGUUAUUAUGAUGCUGUUGUGAAAGCCGAGAAUAAUUUAUAUUUUAUGAUGAUGCUGCUGUGACAGCUGAGAAUAAUUUAUGUUAUAAUGAUGCUGCUGCAACAGAUGAGAAUAAUUUAUGUUAUAAUGAUGCUGCUGUGACAGCUGAGAAUAAUUUAUGUUAUAAUGAUGCUGCUGUGACAGCUGAGAAUAAUUUAUGUUAUAAUGAUGCUGCUGUGACAGCUGAGAAUAAUUUAUAUUAUAAUGAUGCUGCUGUGACAGCUGAGAAUAAUUUAUGUUAUAAUGAUGCUGCUGUGACAGCUGAGAAUAAUUUAUGUAAUAAUGAUGCUACUGUGACAGCUGAGAAUAAUUUAUAUUAUAAUGAAGCUGUGACAGCUGAGAAUAAUUAUAUUAUAAUGAAGCUGUGACAGCUGAGAAUAAUUUAUGUUAUAAUGAUGCUGCUAUGACAGCUGAGAAUAAUUUAUGUUAUAAUGAUGCUGCUGUGACAGCUGAGAAUAAUUUAUGUUAUGAUGCUGUUGUGAAAGCCGAGAAUAAUUUAUAAUUUAUGAUGAUGCUGCUGUGACAGCUGAGAAUAAUUUAUGUUAUAAUGAUGCUGCUGCAACAGAUGAGAAUAAUUUAUGUUAUAAUGAUGCUGCUGUGACAGCUGAGAAUAAUUUAUGUUAUAAUACCUGCUGUGACAGCUGAUAAUAAUUUAUGUUAUAAUGAUGCUGCUGUGACAGCUGAGAAUAAUUUAUAUUAUAAUGAUGCUGCUGUGACAACUGAGAAUAAUUUAUGUUAUAAUGAUGCUGCUGUGACAGCUGAGAAUAAUUUAUGUUAUUAUGAUGCUGUUGUGAAAGCCGAGAAUAAUUUAUAAUUUAUGAUGAUGCUGCUGUGACAGCUGAGAAUAAUUUAUGUUAUAAUGAUGCUGCUGCGACAGAUGAGAAUAAUUUAUGUUAUAAUGAUGCUGCUGUGACAGCUGAGAAUAAUUUAUGUUAUAAUGAUGCUGCUGUGACAGCUGAGAAUAAUUUAUAUUAUAAUGAUGCUGCUGUGACAGCUGAGAAUAAUUUAUAUUAUAAUGAAGCUGUGACAGCUGAGAAUAAUUUAUGUUAUAAUGAUGCUGCUGUGACAGCUGAGAAUAAUUUAUGUUAUAAUGAUGCUGCUUUGACGGCUGAGAAUAAUUUAUAUUAUAAUGCUGCUGUGACAGCUGAGAAUAAUUUAUGUUAUAAUGAUGCUGCUGCGACAGAUGAGAAUAAUUUAUGUUAUAAUGAUGCUGCUGUGACAGCUGAGAAUAAUUUAUAUUAUAAUGAUGCUGCUGUGACAGCUGAGAAUAAUUUAUAUUAUAAUGAAGCUGUGACAGCUGAGAAUAAUUUAUGUUAUAAUGAUGCUGCUGUGACAGCUGAGAAUAAUUUAUGUUAUAAUGAUGCUGCUUUGACGGCUGAGAAUAAUUUUCAUUAUAAUGAUGCUGUGACAGCUGAGAAUAAUUUAUGUUAUAAUGAUACUGCAACCUUGUAAUUUGAUUAUAUUUUUUUAAUCUCUGCCAAUAUUUGUUUCAAUCAAGAGCUCUUUUAUUGUUUCAAAUCUAUCCAUUCUGCUAAUGCCAGUUAUUUUUGUUUAAAUUAUUAAGAUUUGGUUCAAAGUGGUAGAAGAAAAUAAUUUUAUAGUUUUUAACUAGGCCUGCACAACAUGUGGACCAUCCUGCCACUGCCAAAACUCACUCUGUGACCGAAAGCCUUUUGUGAACAUGCACAAUAUUAUUUUUAAAAAUGUAAAUCCCUUUUUCUCAGAUGUAUACUAGUCAUGAAAGGAAUAAUAACUGUAAUGGCAUGUGUGUAGGCCUAAUGUUAGCAUUGUGGCCACCACAACUUGUCUCCCCUUUGUUUUGCUUUGAUAUAAUAAUAAUAAGUGGUCUUUUAUAGCGCGGUACCGUGCUGUACAUAAAAAUAUAAUCAAACGAGACCUAAUCAUGGCAUUAAAAUAAAAUACAAUUAUGAAAUAAAGAUCAGCAUGAACCCCAGGAAUUUUACAAGGCAAACCAUGGACGGCUGUCAACAAGAUCAUUUAUCAGUCAGAGGAGGGAAAUCAGUCAGGGUAGUAUAGUUUAAAGAGAUGUGUUUUGAGUGCAGUUUUGAAGGCCUGGGUGGUUGGUAUAUUGCGGAUAUGUUCUAUAAUAUUUCUAUUUGUUCUCAAGUUUGCCAUCAGGUGACGCAAUUUUAGAAUUUCUUUGUUAGAAAGUUCUGAUUUAAUCCUUAAAUAUAUAGGCCCGCAGCUUUCCUAGGGAAAAGAUUUUGCUAUAUUUCCUAAACACUCAGGAGACUUAAUAUGAUUGUCAUAUUGUAUUUAUUUUUGUGUGUAAAUUAAUAUUGUAUUUUUAGAGGAUUGUACCUUUUGACUUGCUGUGCUGUUAGUUGAUAUAUGUCUUUGUUUCUGUUUUGAAUUUUUAUAGAAAUUGGAUAGUAGAACUCAAUGGAAUAUUUUUAGCAUCACUAGCUUUGGUACUGUUUCUUUUUUGUAUAUAAAUUAAAGGACUGCCUUCAAGUGUAGUAAAUGAAUGAAAUAGCAAAACGAGGUAUGUGGAAGCUUGAAUUAGAGAACAGGACAAAAAGCUGAGGACGUUUCGGCAUAAAGCCUUCUUCAGCUAACAGUAGAAAUGAAAAUAUCACAAAGAACAGAGCACAGUAAACAACUCAAGAAAUUCUAAACAGAGCAAGUAACAAGGUUAGGACAAAUACAGUCCUAUCUUUUUGUCCUGUUCUCUAAUUCAAGCUUCCAUAUACCUCGUUUUGCUAUUUCAUUCAUUUACUAGGCUUGAAAGCAGUCCUUUAAUUUAUAUUUUCUAGUCCUUGACUGCUACCUCUUGUGUGUAUUUGUCCUAACCUUGUUGUUACUUGCUCUGUUUAGAAUUUCUUGAGUUGUUUACUGUGCUCUGUUCUUUGUGAUAUUUUCAUUUGUACUGUUAGCUGAAGAAGGCUUUAUGCCGAAACGUCCUGUUCUCUAAUUCAAGCAUCCACAUACUUUGUUUUGCUAUUUCUUUUUUUUUGUAUAGUGGUUUUCAGUCUUUUGUUACUUAUUGUUCAUUCUAUGACCCAAAUGUUAAAAUAAAUAUUCAAACCAUCUCUGGGUGUGAUUUAAGUUUGCCUUAUCUGAGUUGCCAUCCAAAAGGUCAACAAGUCCCAUCCACCCAAGUCGCUGUUUUUGCUGGGGAUUGAACUCCAGUCCUCAAGGUUGAGCUGACUCAGUUUAGAUCACUCGGCCACCCAGAAUACCUUUUCCACCUGCCCUAUUUUCUUUCAGUCAGCAGCAGUUUUCCAUCAUGUAGCAUAGCCCUCUCAUCACAUUUGUAGUUGUGCAGGUCUAGUUUAUAAUUAAAGGGCGCUGCAGAAUCUAGAACUCGGGCCCAGUAAUAUCAGAAGAAAAAAAACAAAGGGUUUGCAAAUAGCUGACUUAACGUAGCCCUCUCCUCCUGAUGUUUGAUUGGAGAGGGAAGUCAAGUUGCUAAGGGAGCAAACUCAACUUCAAGGCCCACAUUCAUUGGAAACAAGACAGAUCUUGAAAUUCAGAUUCUUCCUCUCGAGCAGUUAGGGGAAGAAUUUUGAUAUAACUUUAUGAUGGAGUUUUAACGUUUUUUUAUCUUCAUUUUACAGGAGACCAAGUUAAAAAGAAAAACAAGCAUUUUGAAAGAUUUGGAAAGUAUAUCCCAAUACAAUUAGAUAUUUUAUGUAUUACUGUGUAGCUUAUAAUACCAUAAUUUAAUAGUUAAAAGAAUGUAUAGUUGAUUGUAAAAUGAGAGGGUAAAUAUGUUACGUUAUUAAUAUAUAUGAUUAAGUCUGUUUUUAAACUUGAUAUAAUUUCACGCAUUUAUAACAAAAAAAAAAAAAAAAAUUUAAAUUCAAGAAGGCUUUUUCUGUACGGUACUUUACAUGUGCACUUGGCAGGGUUGAUCAGAGUAGAAAAUGUUGCAUAUCUUUGCCAAAUAAGAUUGACAACCAUGUAAAAUAUUAUGACAGUUAUUUUAGAUGUUAGGAAACAUAGCUAGAACAAAAAAUAUAUACCAGUGGUGUUAGACCCUCUACCAAAUAUGCUCUGUAUCUGUCUACAAAGUUGAUUUUGAUGGCAUAAAUAGUAUUAACUCAGUCUAUAAAAGAAUGUUAAUAUACUCUGUCUUAACAUCUGAUGUGGCAUAUCUUUUUAUCUCAUGAAACUUAGACACCUAUCAUUUAAAAAAAAAAACAUUUUCUUACAUGUACUGACUAGGCAGACAAGACAAUUUUUUCAACUUGCAGCAACUUUUCCCAUUCAAAGGACUUGUUUUUUAAAACUCCUACCCAAAAUCAUCUGCCGUACCCGGCUCACAAGACCUUUGCUACCAUGCCUCAAGUUCUUUCAUUCCUUUUUAAUCUUUCUUAAGGCAUUCAAAUAUCCUAAAGUGUAAUUUUGUUUUGUUAAAGAUAAAUUAUUUUUUAUGUACACCAAAUUUGUUUGUGUUUUAUUAAGUGACAGUGUCAAUUGCCACCCACAUUGAUUUGUAGACACCAUCUUCAUUUUUUAAUUCACUUUUUUUUGUAAUAUAUUUUAUUUUAACAUCUUUAAGUGAUUGAAAUUUCAAGAGAAAAUGGUAACUGCUGGCACGUUUUUAAAUCAUAUUUAUAUUGGAAGUAACAAUGCGUGUACUGUUAUUUGUUGGUAAAUAUUUAGUUGGGGUUUAAUUAGAAUUUUGUACUGAUGUCAACAUUGAUAAAAUGUUUAGAAAUAUUUACAAAAUUCUGUUUGGAAAAAUCUUGGUUAUGAUAUCAAAAUGCCUUUCUUAGAAUGUAUGUGUCGAUAUCUUUGCUAACACGCAUCUGCUAAAAUAUGUACAAAAAUGUUAGAGAAGUUGUUUUAAUUAUAUGGCUCUUUUAUUUUAAAAAACACAGGACACAAAAAUAAAAUUCUUUCAGAAAAAUCCAUGACUUCAAAAAUUUUAUGGUAGUUUUCUUAUAGCUUUUAAUUAUUAAAAAAAAAAGUAUUUUCCAACUGCAAAAUAAAUGUUUAUCUUAUAUUUAUAUUAUAAAAAUUACACAAGC